Molecule: messenger RNA, 1985 nt
Organism: Leptinotarsa decemlineata (Colorado potato beetle)
Lineage: Eukaryota; Metazoa; Arthropoda; Insecta; Coleoptera; Chrysomelidae
Product: cytochrome P450 9e2
Molecular function (GO): heme binding; oxidoreductase activity, acting on paired donors, with incorporation or reduction of molecular oxygen; iron ion binding
Source: RefSeq, a predicted model, not a curated record
UCUGCGUAUUAUUCUUGGUUUAACGAGUUUAGCGUCAGGUUUCAGACAGUGAGUCAGUUCAUGUUAUUGUGUUGUUGUUUUCAGUGGGAAGAUAUUUCAGCGAUGACCUCCUCAUUUGAGCCAAAUCUUUUUCCCUGGAGCAUUUUUUUAAGAUCAGCAAACAGCCAGUAGUCACUGGGGGAUAAAUCUGAAAACGAUGCUGCUGUUAUUGAUAGGGCUGCUGGUUGUAGCCAUUUUGGUCUAUUUCUCUCUGGUGAAACCGCUCAGUUAUUGGAAGAAAAAAGGAGUUGAACAGGAAAAUUUCCUCAAAGCUUUUUGGUUCAACUGGUUUGGUAUUUGCGGCAGACAAAGUUUGGUUUCUUAUGUGCAAAACAUGUAUUACCAAUUUCCAAACAGAAGAUACAGUGGCGUUUAUCAACUCAACGUUCCAGUUUUGGUUCUCAAAGAUCCAGAAUUGAUGAAACUUGUACUGAUCAAAGAUUUUGAUCAUUUUACAGACCGAAGAACAUAUAUUCCAGAUGAUGUUGAUCCAUUGUGGGCUAAUAGCCUAUUUUCUCUCAAAGGUUCUAAAUGGCGUAACAUGAGAUCAACCUUGAGUCCGGCUUUCACCAGCAGCAAAAUGAAGGGAAUGUUCAUAUUGAUGAAGAAAUGUGCCGAAAAUUUCAUCGAUCACUUUUCAAAACAAGAUGAAAAUAUCAUUCCCGUUGAUUUGAAAGAUAUUUUCAGUCGGUUUUGUAAUGAUGCUAUAGCGACGACAGCUUUUGGUGUUGAGGUAGACUCAUUGGCAAAUCCUGAUAACUUAUUCUACAAGAUGGGUCAGAAAGCUACAAAUUUCAAUUCGUUCAAAAAAUCCUUUCAAGCUUUUGGAUAUUUGGUCUGUCCGAGGUUAUAUAAGCUUUUGAAUCUGAAAUUAUACGACGACGAUAUUGCUGAGUUCUUCAGAAAUCUCAUCGAUGAGACUAUUGAAGCGAGGGAGAAACAAGGUAUAAUCAGACCUGACAUGAUAAAUCUGUUGAUGGAAGCUCGAUCAGGAGUCGCAAAGAAAGACGAAAGUAAUGUUGAGGAUGCAGGAUACGCCACUGUUGAAGAAUCAGUUCAGGGAAAAUUAGUGACAGAUAUAACGAAUGAAGACAUAACCGCACAAGCUUUGAUCUUUUUCUUCGCUGGAUUUGAGUCGCUUUCGUCUUUGAUGUGUUUCAUGGCUUACGAGUUAGCUGUUAACCAAGACAUCCAAGAGAGGCUGAGACAGGAAAUUCAAGAAAGUUCCGAACAAACCGGAGGAAAGCUAACAUAUGAGGUUUUAGUAAAAAUGAAGUAUAUGGAUAUGGUUGUUACAGAGGUUCUUCGAAAAUGGCCGCCGCAAGUCAUAGGGGAAAGAAUAUGUACUGAACCAUAUACCAUUCAACCAAUUACCCCAGAAGAGAAGCCACUUCACUUAGAAAAAGGAACUUACUUAAUUUUUCCCGAAUACUCAAUUCAACGAGACCCUGAGUAUUUUCCUGAUCCAGAUCGUUUCGAUCCUGAGAGGUUCAGCGAUGAAAAUAAAGGAAAAAUAAAACCCUUGACAUACCAGCCUUUCGGACAUGGCCCGAGGAAUUGUAUCGGCUCUAGAUUCGCUCUCUUGGAAGCAAAAGUAUUAUUUUACUAUAUUUUGUCAAAGUUUGAGAUCGUACCUACUGAAAAGACAACCAUACCGUUGGUCUUGGCUAACAAUAUAGUGGUCCUUGCCGUUGAAAAAGGUUUCGAUAUGGGAUUGAAACGUCUUGAGAAAUGAUGGGCUCGUUUUUAUUCGAGUUAUAAUAUAACCGUUACUUAUUAUUCCUUCAAUAAUUCUUGAGGUUUUUUAUAGUGUUAUUUUCAAGCUUUCCAAACAAAUUGGAUGUCUUCCAUAUUAACAAUUGCUUUAGUUUUCGUUUAAAUAUUGAUAUAAAUAACAAUUUGAAAGUUUGAAAUUUUGUUCUACAAAUAAAUAUAUUAAAAAAAUA